Messenger RNA from Echinococcus granulosus, 819 nucleotides. RefSeq lists its product as hypothetical. Lineage: Eukaryota; Metazoa; Platyhelminthes; Cestoda; Cyclophyllidea; Taeniidae. The record is from RefSeq and is a predicted model, not a curated record. The transcript is spliced from 7 exons. Bases 1 to 819 code for a protein of 272 amino acids.
AUGUUAUUUCCAUCGAUUAAGACCAACACUAAAAUGUGCUUUGUUCGCAGUUGUCUGCCUCCGACACUUUCACUAAUCGCUUUAUUUAGACAAGAUCAACAGCAUUUAUUCGAAUGCAUCAAAGUUUUACAAAUGGAAGGGACUAUGCAUGAGAAGAAACUUGGUGGCUUAAAAAGGAAUAAUGUGAAACCCUGGAAAAAACUCAAAUCAUUCUCAUACCCAAAUUGUUUCACUCAAUGCUUGCAUAUUUGCCAAACGAUUUCAGAAAUGAAGCAUAAAAUUAUUGCUCUUUUAAAUAGAAGGCCACAAACUGUUUUUUUUCUUUUUCAUUGUCACUGUAAUUUCUGCCCAAGGUAUAAAUAUUCUAGGGUCCUAAACAAAAUAAUAUUUAACUGCAACUUUACGAAAGGCCUUUUUAAAUGGCUACAAUUUAGCAUUCAAAGAAAACCAAUUUUAAUGAUCGAUUCGGCAUUAAAAGAAAAGAUUAAAAUUGUUUUAUUUCUGUCGCAAAAAGUACAGGUUUGCUCUGAUGAUUGUAAAGGAUUGUGCAUGAUUCAUUUAAACACUCUUCGACUGGUAUUUUUGUGGCGAUCUGUUUGUACACGCUGUUUCAGAAAACCAAAUUGGGCUGUAGUUUCAAAAAAGAAUUUUACAUGUGGGGUUGUUUUAGCAAUGGGCAGAAAGGAAAUUCGCAAGCAGAAUUGGCGGUGUUCAGCUACCGAUUGUAGUGUCUGCUCACCCUUCUUAUUUCAAACCAAAGGAAAAGGACUAGUUUUCCUACUAUUACACCCUUUUCAAAUGUCAUCGUGUAAACUUUGA